CAGGUGGAGAUGGAGGGAUUGUCGGGGAAGAUCGCCUUCGACAGCCACGGAUUCCGGACGGAUUUCAACCUGGACCUGUUGGAGCUUCUGAACCCGAAGGGACUGACCAAGGUCGGGACCUGGAAUCGCCAAGACAAGGUCAAAUUCACCCCUCCCCCCGAGGUCGACGUCAAGAACUCCUCCUCCCUCUUCGAUCGCACCCUCGUCGUCACCACUUUCUUGGGUCCACCCUACACAAUGUUCAAGGAGUCGCCUCGACUGCUGACGGGGAACGACCGCUUCGAGGGCUUCUGCAUCGACCUGAUCGAGGAGAUCGCCCAUCGCCUCGGCUUCAAUUACACCUUCAAGCUCGUGGACGACAAGCAGUACGGGAAGUACGUGAAGGACCCGAACCACGAAAAGGGCGGUUAUUGGAACGGGAUGAUCGGGGAGGUCAUCAAUGGGGUGGCGGACAUGGCGAUCGCGGAUCUCACCAUCAACUACGUCAGGAGCGAGGUCGUCGAUUUCACCACGCCCUGGAUGAACAUCGGUGGCAUCUUGUACCAGAAGCCGACGAAGAAACCACCGAAUCUCUUCAGUUUCCUCUCCCCUUUGUCCCUGGAUGUGUGGCUCUACAUGGCAGCUGCUUAUUUCGGAGUCUCCAUCCUUCUAUUCCUCCUUGCCAGAUUCACGCCAUACGAAUGGGUGAACCCGUAUCCGUGCGUGGAGGAACCAGAGGAGCUGGAGAACGAACUCACGCUGUCCAACGCCUUCUGGCACAAUUGGGGAUCCCUCAUGCAGCAGGGAUCCGACAUCGCCCCCAAGGCGGUGUCCACGCGCAUGGUGGCGGGGAUGUGGUGGUUCUUCACCCUCAUCAUGAUCUCGUCGUACACGGCGAACCUGGCCGCGUUCCUCACCGUGGAGCGACUGGAGUCCCCGAUCGAGAGCGCGGAGGAUCUGUCGCAGCAAGGGGAAGGAAUGCGUGAUGCACGGGAAAAGAAGGAGGAAGACGGAUCCACUGCGUGCACCAUGCACGACCCAAGUCCACUCCCUCUCGCGGUCCUCGUAGUACUGAUCGGCUCCGUCCGUCCUCUGCCUCAGGCCAUUCGCGUCGGGGCGCUACUGGGCGACAGGGACCCCGGGCUGGAGAUCGCCUUCAAGUAUGGGCUGAGAACCGUGAAUGGGAACUAUUCCCUCCUUCCCGACACGACCCUGAUACCCCAGGUGGAUUGGAUCCAUCCUCGCUCCAGCUGGGAUGCGGAACAACGAGUGUGCAAGAUGCUGAAAACCGGGGUGGCCGGAAUCUUCGGCCCGAUGGAGCCCAGCGCGGCCUCCCACGUCCAGAGCAUCUGCGACGCCUUCGAGAUCCCCCACGUGGAGAUGCGCUGGGACUACAAGGAGGAGAAGGAGGUCUACACGGUCAAUCUCCAUCCGCAUACGAGGUCGCUGGGGAAGGCCUACUACGACGCGGUGGUGGCCUACCGCUGGAAGUCCUUCACCGUCGCCUUCCAGGACGACGAGAGCCUCCUGCGGCUGAAGGAUGUCAUCCAGGCCACGGACGGGAAGCAGCUGCACGAGAGGGUGCGGGUGAGGCGGCUCCCGAAGGAUCUCAGGGAUUUCAGACCGACCCUGCAGGAGCUGAAGAACCUGGGCGAGACGCAGAUCGUCGUGGACCUGCAGACGGACCUGAUCCGGGAUUUUCUCUGGCAGGCGCAGCAGGUCGGGAUGCUCACGGACAAGCAGAGCUACCUCUUCACGUCGCUCGACUUGCACACGCUGGACCUGGAAGACUUCAAAUACGGCGGGACGAACAUCACCGGCUUCCGCCUGGUGGACGUGACCCGACGGAACGUGUCGGACAUCGUGAUGGCCUGGAUCGCCGGGGAGAGGGAGUCCGGGCGGACGUCGGGGGCAAAUGGAGGGAUUAAUUUGAUUUUUGUUUCGGUUGAUCAGACGGAGACGGCGUUGAUGUACGACGCGGUGCUGGUGUUCGCUCGGGCGCUGCACCAGCUGGAUCACAGCCAGAAGGUGGAUGUGAAGGGGCUGGACUGCGGGCAGAACGACGCUUGGGAGCAUGGCAACUCGCUUACGAAUUAUAUGAAGAUGGUGGAGAUGGAGGGAUUGUCGGGGAAGAUCGCCUUCGACAGCCACGGAUUCCGGACGGAUUUCAACCUGGACCUGUUGGAGCUUCUGAACCCGAAGGGACUGACCAAGGUCGGGACCUGGAAUCGCCAAGACAAGGUCAAAUUCACCCCUCCCCCCGAGGUCGACGUCAAGAACUCCUCCUCCCUCUUCGAUCGCACCCUCGUCGUCACCACUUCCCUGGUUCGUGAGUCUUUUAUUUUAUUAAUAUAUAUAUUUAGGAUCUUUGCAAAUCCGCACGAAAAACAGGAUGAGAACCGAAAACAGUUUUGGAAUCGGUCAAGAGCGAAAAAGCAGGGACAGAUGCGAAAAAACGUGAAGCAGAACGCGCGCAUGGAAGAGAGGAGUCACGCCCCGGGUCCCCGCCGCACCUUAGGGAUCGCCCACGACCGAGAGGGAACUGCGACCAAUGACCGGAGAAGCCGUGGAGGUCCACCCUACACAAUGUUCAAGGAGUCGCCUCGACUGCUGACGGGGAACGACCGCUUCGAGGGCUUCUGCAUCGACCUGAUCGAGGAGAUCGCCCAUCGCCUCGGCUUCAAUUACACCUUCAAGCUCGUGGACGACAAACAGUACGGGAAGUUCGUGAAGGACCCGAACCACGAAAAGGGCGGUUAUUGGAAUGGGAUGAUCGGGGAGGUCAUCAAUGGGGUGGCGGACAUGGCGAUCGCGGAUCUCACCAUCAACUACGUCAGGAGCGAGGCCGUCGAUUUCACCACGCCCUGGAUGAACAUCGGGAUCAGCAUCUUGUACCAGAAGCCGACGAAGAAGCCACCGAAUCUCUUAAGUUUCCUCUCACCUUUGUCCCUGGAUGUGUGGCUCUACAUGGCAGCUGCUUAUUUCGGAGUCUCCAUCCUUCUCUUCUUCCUUGGCAGAUUCACGCCAUACGAAUGGGUGAACCCGUAUCCAUGCGUGAAGGAGCGGGAGAAGCUUGAGAACGAACUCACGUUGUCCAACGCCUUCUGGCACAAUUGGGGAUCCCUCAUGCAGCAGGGAUCCGACAUCGCCCCCAAGGCGGUGUCCACGCGCUUGGUGGCGGGGAUGUGGUGGUUCUUCACCCUCAUCAUGAUCUCGUCGUACACGGCGAACCUGGCCGCGUUCCUCACCGUGGAGCGACUGGAGUCCCCGAUCGAGAGCGCGGAGGAUCUGUCGCAGCAGACGAAGAUCAAGUACGGGUGCGUCUCGGGGGGGUCCACACACUCCUUCUUCCAGAGCUCGACGUUGCCGACGUUCAACCGGAUGUACAACUUCAUGGAAGCUCACCCGGACGUGCUGACGAAGAACAACGAGGAGGGGAUGGAGCGGGUGAUGAAGAGCAACGGGAUGUAUGCGUAUCUCAUGGAGAGUUCCACGAUCGAGUACAUGGUGGAGAGGAACUGCGAGUUGGCGCAGAUUGGGGGGCUGCUGGAUAAUAAAGGAUAUGGGAUUGGGCUGUCGCUUGGUGAGAGGUUUUUGGGGUUUUUCGGGUGGUUUUGGGAGGUUUUUGGUGAUUUGUGGGGUUUUGGGAUGGCGAGCGGCGGGAGCAGCAAACCGGCGGAGUUGGGACUGGCGAACGUCGGGGGUGUGUUCGUCGUGCUGCUUGGGGGAAUGGGGAUCUCGUGCGUCAUCGCGGCGGGGGAGCUCCUCUGGGGGUCUAAGCAGACGGCGGAGAAGGAGCAGAUUCUGAAGGAACUGAAGUUCGCCCUGAAGUGCCGCGGCAGCACGAAGCCCGUGAAUAAGGAGGGCCUCUCGCGGGGGCCGAGCAUCCCGAGGUUCCCCGUAUAUUCGUACAGCGGCGGGGUCCGGCAGGAAAUGAAUGCCUGA
This is a messenger RNA of Darwinula stevensoni, 3924 nucleotides long. The record is from the annotation of a GenBank genome assembly. Lineage: Eukaryota; Metazoa; Arthropoda; Ostracoda; Podocopida; Darwinulidae.